GAGUCCCUCGAAGAACUACACCUUAGAAAAUGCACGCUGAGCCCAGUCGAGAGCGUGCUGUUCAAAAGUCUGCGCACGCUCACCCUCCAAGAACUACAGCUAAGAAAAUGCACGCUGAGCCCAGUCGAGAGCGUGCUGUUCAAAAGUCUGCGCACGCUCACCCUCGAAUGGGUCGAUGUUGAUGGCGGGACUUUCGAGACGAAAACGUUGGGAUGCCCUUUGCUCAGGCGCCUGGUCAUUAAUAAUUGUUGGGAGUUGAGAAACACUAAGGAGGUGGCACCGCGUGGGCUCAACUACUUUGUAUUUAAGAAUUUUAAGGGCAUCAAAGGUCGUAGCAUCAAAAUAGAUAUCCCGAGUCUCGAGAGGGUCCGUAUCGAGGGCAAUGACGCUCAUGGAGAUGGUGCCACCGCCAAAGCACAUUCUUCUUCUCUUGGCUCACUAGUAUGUAUCUGUACAGACUCAUCCUGUCAAAUAAGUCGUUCAACAUAUUAUCGUCUAACUGCCCGAGACUUGGUGAGCCCGGUCAAGAGCGUGCGGUUUAAAGGUCUGCGCACAUUCACUCUCAAACAGGUCCAAGUUGAUGGCGUCACUUUCGAGACGAUAAUGUUAGGCUGCCCUUUGCUCAGGCGCUUGGUCAUUAAAAGAUGUUGGGGGUUGAGAAACGUUAGGCUGAGCGAAGUGCCACCGUCUGGGCUCAAGUACUUUGAAUUGUUUGGUUCCAAGAGGAUCGAAGGACCAUGGCGCCACAAAGGACCAACAACUCGCCCCAACCUCGACACUACACAACAAAACUUUGAUUCCAUAGUCGACCGAAUUCUACAAGGAUACUCUGAUCAAAACCUAUCCAUACACAAACUCCAUCUCCACUUAUCCACUCCUCUCUCACCACCGGUCAUCUCCCUUCUUAACAAAUGGCUCCCGAUGAUAACCGCCCUCAACAUAAAAGUGUUGAAACUCAACUUUCAGUCACUAACUUGCAAUUGUUUACCAACUCCGGCGUAUUACGAGUCCCUCGAAGAACUACACCUGCGCAAUAUCAUCAAGCUGAGCCCGGUCAGGAGCGUGCCGUUCAAACGUCUGCGCACACUCACUCUCGAACACGUCCAAGUUGAUGACGGCACUUUCGAGAUGAUAAUGUUGGGCUGCCCUUUACUCAGCCGCCUGGUCAUUAAUUAUUGUUCGGAGUUGAGAAACUGUAAGGGGAUGAUAAACGUUAGACUAAGCGAGGAGGCAUCGCGUGGGCUCAACUACUUUUUGCCGAGGGCAGUCUUCUUAGCCGAGUCCCUCGAAGAACUACACCUGUGCUAUUGCAAGCUGAGCCCGGUAGAGGGCGUGCGGUUCAAACGUCUGCGCACACUCACCCUCGAAGAGGUCCAAGUUGAUGAUGAUGGGACUGUCGAGAAGAUAACGUCAGGCUGCCCUUUGCUCAGCCGCCUUGUCAUUAAUAAUUCUUGGGAACCAUGGCGCCACAAAGGAUCAACUCGCCCCAACCUCGGCAGUACUCAACAAAACUUUGUUUCCGUACUCGACCGAACCCUACAAGGAUACCUUGAUCAAAACCUCUCCAUUCACAAACUCCAUCUCCACUUUUCCACCACUCCUCUCUCACCACCGGUCAUCUCCCUUCUUAACAAAUGGAUUCCCAUGAUAACCGCCCUCAACAUAAAAGUGUUGAAAUUCAACUUUCAUUCACCAACUUGCAAUCUUUCGCCAACUCCGGCGUAUUACGAGUCCCUCGAAGAACUACACCUGUGCAAAUGCAGGCUGAGCCCGGUCAAGAGCGUGCGGUUUAAAUUUUUGCACACACUCACUCUCGAACAGGUCAAAGUUGAUGGCGCCACUUUCGAGACAAAAACGUUGGGCUGUCCUUUGCUCAGGCGCCUCGUCCUUCACUAU
Molecule: messenger RNA, 1896 nt
Organism: Striga asiatica
Lineage: Eukaryota; Viridiplantae; Streptophyta; Magnoliopsida; Lamiales; Orobanchaceae
Source: the annotation of a GenBank genome assembly